AUGAGAAUCUCAGUCAUCUAUUGCAUUAUUACACUGCUGUGGCAGCAGUGUAUAGCGACUGUAAUUGGUGUUGAUUACGGGCAACAGAACGUGAAAGCGAUGGUGGUAUCUCCCAAGGCGCCAAUGGAUCUAGUCUUGACACCGGAAUCGAAACGGAAGGACGUUUCUGGAUUGGCAAUUAGAAGACUCGGUGAUGGCAUAGAACGCCUGUACGGUUCUGCUGUAGGAUCUCUUGCAACAAGAUUUCCAAAAAACAGUUUGUUGCAUUUGAAACCUCUUCUAGGUAAGACGGAGGCUGAUGAAACUGAUGUACUUCUCUACCUCAGGUCUCAUCCAGGCGUUGAAAUUAAAAAUACCGAUAGAGGCACGUUGGCUAUUUCAGUUGAUGGGGAGGACUAUGGUAUUGAAGAGUUGUGUGCCUUGAACAUACAAGAAAUUAUUAAUAGAGCUGGCAGGCUUCUGAGAGAGAAGGAUUCGUUAAACUUGGACCCGGUCAAUAAACUUGCUAUCACUGUACCUGAUCAUUUUGAUCAGCAUCAGCGUCAGGCCGUAUUAGACGCCGGUAGUUUGACAAUCGAGGAUACCUGUCUAGUGAGUGAUGGUUUGUCUGUGAUGAUGAAUUUUGCAUUCAAGCAACGAGAUUUUACCCAAGGUGAGAAGCAUUACUACAUCGUGUACGACAUGGGUGCAGGGUCUACCAGGGCAUCAUUGUUUUCUGUUCUUCAGCCACUCAAUGAAAGUGAUCCGUUGCAAAUAGAGUAUGGUGGUUUUGGUUAUGACGAAUACUUGGGCGGCUCUAAGUUCACCUUGGACGUUGCUAGUAUCAUCGAAAGUAAAUUUUUGGAGUCGCACAAGAAUAUAAGAACAGCAUUAUUACACAGCAAUCCAAACGCUAUUGCUAAGAUCGUUCAAGCCGCAGAAAAAGCCAAAUUAGUUCUAAGUGCUAACUCGGAGGCAUCUGUGAGCAUUGAAUCUCUCAUUGAUGAAAUUGAUUUCAAAACUAAGAUUACUAGGCAGGAAUUCGAAGAAUUCAUCCAAGAUAGCACUGCCGAUAUGUUCCAACCUAUUGAGAGCGCUCUAGACUCUCAAAUGUGGCAGUCUUUAAUCACCGUAAAAGACAUCCAUGGUGUUAUUCUGACUGGUGGUUCGAGCAGGGUUCCAAUCGUUCAACAAAAACUUGCCAGUAUUCUGGGUGACGACAAACUCUUGAAAAGCGUCAAUGCUGAUGAAGCGGCUGUAAACGGUGCUACAGUUAGGGCUGUAAAGCUUUUCGACGCCUUCAAGACGAAACCGGUAGACAUCAUUGAGCGUUCGCCAACUGAAUUCGCUGUUAAAGUGAUGGAUGUCGAGGAUGUGGAAAUCGUCUUCCAAAGGGGCUCCACUUAUCCAACAAAAAAAGUUGUUCAAAUAACCGAAACAAGGGACAAACCAAAGCCCUUCACUGUGGAUCUGUUCGAGAAUGGCAGGAUCAUACAAACUAUAACCCUUUCUCCAGGCUCAUUAGGCAAAAGCAUUGCAGGGGAUACAUGUGUCGGCGCUAUUGUCUAUAAUGUUACCUUUUCCUUGACCCAGAAUAGACUCUUUGAACUAGAGAAAGCGGAAGUCAUCUGUGUAGAUGAGAAAUCUGCUCAUGAAGAAGAUUCGAGUACCAAAAAUAGCAAGAAAAACUCUAGAAUUGGCUGGUUAGAGCUAUCAAAGAAAGAUCUUCCUUUGACUCAUUUAUCGCAGGGAGAUAAGACCCUUCUGAGAGAGCGCAUUAGGAUGCUUAACCAACAGGAUCAAGAUAGGUUUGAAUUCGAGGAAGCCAAAAACCAGCUAGAGGGCCUUCUGUAUGAAGUGAGAGGCUUAAUAGAAGCAGAAGAUGUCCUUGAGAAUGGGCCAAAGGUCCAUCUAAACAAAUUGGCUCAUAUUAUUCCUAGGUACCUGGAAUGGCUAGAAGAUGAAUCUGACGGUGCAAAUAAAAUAGACAUACUUUCUAAGAUUGCUGAAAUCAACGAUCUCAAGGCCAAAGUGGAAAUAUAUGUCGAGUCCUCGUCCGAACCACUAGACGUGCACCAAUUCAAGAGAAUGUUGAAGAGAGCUGAUGAAUUGAUCAAAGAAUUGGAAGACGCAAAGGAGGUUACUCAUGGUGGAUUGGCUUCAAUCAACGAAACGUUCAACCAAGCUGGCUAUAAUUCCCAACAAGAGUUUGCAAAAAUCAACCUACCUCAUUAUAUCUCGAAUCCGUUAAGCGGGUGGCAAGAUAAGCUGAAGACAUUGAAAGGAGUCGUGAAAUCCGUGGAUGAACUGGUGUCUGUUGGUUCAGUAGACAAGAGGAGUCGCGAGGAUCUUUUCGAGUUAAAGCUGGCAUUUGAUGAGGCUUGCAUAGAAGUCGAUGAAAAGAUAAAACUAUUCAACAAAGCUCGUGAUUACCAAUUCCGGGAGCUUCUUUCUUGGUACCAGAGAGCUGAGAAAGCUAAGAAGAGACGGGAGGAGAAGCUAAAGAAAAGCAUUGAAGAACAAAAAUCAGCAAAUCUAAGUAGCUCGGCAUUCGAAGAGGUUUCAAGCUCGACGACCAUAUCAUCGCUACUUUCAUCCACAACUUUUCCCGCUUCGACUACAGUUGAAGUUGACGCCUCAGUAACUACAACAACUACAGUGGAGACGAUAAUUCAUGAUGAAUUGUAG
Torulaspora delbrueckii is the source of this 2667-nucleotide messenger RNA. RefSeq names its product Hsp70 family chaperone LHS1 (gene LHS1). NCBI's taxonomy places the organism in Eukaryota, Fungi, Ascomycota, Saccharomycetes, Saccharomycetales, Saccharomycetaceae. The transcript has a single exon. Gene Ontology annotation, cellular component: endoplasmic reticulum chaperone complex. Gene Ontology annotation, biological process: negative regulation of hypoxia-induced intrinsic apoptotic signaling pathway; cellular response to hypoxia; endoplasmic reticulum unfolded protein response. Gene Ontology annotation, molecular function: ATP binding; ATP-dependent protein folding chaperone. Bases 1 to 2667 code for a protein of 888 amino acids. The record is from RefSeq and is a predicted model, not a curated record.